Molecule: messenger RNA, 549 nt
Organism: Acanthoscelides obtectus
Lineage: Eukaryota; Metazoa; Arthropoda; Insecta; Coleoptera; Chrysomelidae
Source: the annotation of a GenBank genome assembly
AUGGAUGAGAAGUUCGAAAAAUUCCUUGUGCGGCUGAGAAAUCAGGCAGAGAAAUGCGUAUUUAGCAAAACCGAAGAAAACAUUAUAAACCAAAUCGUUGAAAAAUGCAGCUCAUCUGACCUUCGGAAGAAAAUAUUAACAAUUGGAGACUCCAUCUCAUUAGAAAACAUUGUUGCUGAAGCAAAUGCAUUGGAAGCAGUAUCAAGACAAAUGGAAGAAUUUGCUGAAAAGAAAACAGGCAUUGAAGUGAACCAAAUAAACAAUAACACCAAAAAAAAAUUUAGAGCCUCAGAGAUAAAAUCAUGUUUUCGUUGUGGCUCAAAAGGCCACAUUUCUUUUAACUGUCCAGCAAGAGAGAAAAUUUGCAAGAAAUGCGGCUACAAAGGACACUUCAGCGAGCAGUGCAGAACUAAGCCGGGGAAAAGAAGAACACACUAUGAGAGCACAACGGUAAGAAAUCAAGAUACAGAGAGCCAGACAAGGACGACGACGAUCACAACACAAACUAUGUGUUCCACAUUGACAAUGAUUGUGACAUAUUAUGUAUGA